Molecule: messenger RNA, 3491 nt
Organism: Manis pentadactyla (Chinese pangolin)
Lineage: Eukaryota; Metazoa; Chordata; Mammalia; Pholidota; Manidae
Gene: EFHC2
Product: EF-hand domain containing 2
Exons: 14
Coding region: 1-2022 (673 amino acids)
Biological process (GO): regulation of neuron projection development
Cellular component (GO): microtubule
Source: RefSeq, a predicted model, not a curated record
AUGAAUGAGGUAUUAUCUUUUGAUGCCUAUGUAGAAGAUGAAGUACCUGAUAUGAGUGAAGAAAAAUAUAGAAUAAGACACUAUAAAAUCUACUUCUACCCUGAAGAUGACACCAUUCAAGUAAAUGAACGAGAGUUGAAAAAUAGUGGACUGCCUCAAGGGACUUCAAUCCGGCGUCAUCGGAUUUCUCUCCCACCUCCUGAUGAGGAUCAGUUUUAUACUGUCUAUCAUUUUAAUAUCAACAUAGACAUUGUCUUUUAUGGCCGGACAUUUAAGAUUUAUGACUGUGAUACGUUCACAAAAAACUUCUUGAAGAAAAUAGGGGUCAAAUUAAAUCCCCCAGGACAGUGUCCAGAAGAUCCUUACAUGAAGACACGGAGAAAGAUGCUAGAGUGCAUGAAGCCCUUACGUCCCUAUGAGUCCUUUUACACUCUGAAACAGUUCCUUGAGUAUGAUAGGAAGGUUUUGCGUUUCUUCUGCCUGUGGGAUGACUCAGCCUCAUUGCUUGGGGAAUGUAGAGAACUCAUCCUACAUUACUUUCUGUCUGAUGACACUAUUGAAAUCAAAGAAGUUUUGCCAGACAACUCAGGUCGGCAUGCUGUGCCAUUCUUCCUCCAGAGGAGAAAGCUACCCAAGUAUGGCCCACCUGGAGUCUAUCAACCAGGCGACGUAACAGACCAAAUAGUUCUCAAUUUGUGUCGUGGCUCAGUAGAGAACCGAGUUCAUAGCUGCUGCCUUUUGGAAAGACACAAGGCAGGAAAAUUAGACCAAGACUUUUACAAAGAUAGUGACCUGUCCAUAGGAACCAUCAUCAAUGUGUGGGGAAGAAAAGUGCUCCUUUGUGACUGUGAUGAAUUUACAAAGACGUAUUAUAAGACUAAAUAUGGAAUUGAGAACUUUACCUCCAUUCCAUGUAAGGCUCCACCUCCUCCGAAAAUAGAAAGGAAAUUUCCACCUUAUACCAACUUUGGUUCUGAAGAGGAUUCUCUCCGCUCCUGCAUAGCUCUCAUGCCCACACCUCAUACGAAGAUCAGAAAGUUCAUGGAAAAAGACAGAAAUGUCAACAUAAGCAGUACACUCCGGUUUUUCGCGAAACUGUUCACAUGCAAAUGUGCCGACGUGGACAGGAUGUUUGUUAUUUCAUAUUUUCUCAGCGAUGACACAGUUUCAGUGUUUGAACCUAUAGAGAAGAAUUCAGGGAUUACUGGUGGGAAGUUCUUGAAAAGGAGUCGUGUUAAGAAGCCUGGACAAGAAAUCUUUAAAAGUGAACUAUCAGAGUAUAUCAAGGCCGAGGAGCUGUAUGUUGGAGCUAAAGUGAAUUUAAAUGGCUACCUAUUUCUUCUGCUCAAUGCUGAUGAAUAUACCUUCAACUACAUGGAAAAGCAUUCAGAUAAGUUUCCUAAGAGCAGCAUCAAACUUGCCCUACAAAAGCUCAAAGAAGAACCCAAGUCCAGAGAGCUCAAGAAGCUGUUUGUAGCUGCUGACUGUAGGCACGCAAAGAUGGUGGAUUACAAUACGUUCCGAGACAUAUUGAUGAGUUUAACUGUUGGGAAACUCACAGACCAUGAAGUAAUAACAAUUGCACGCUACUACCGGGUGCCUGAGGACACAUGUCUAGAUUCCAGUGUUAUCAUUGCACAGGUCCAUGAACAGCUCAAGAAAAAUUAUUUUGAGAAUUUUGAAAGACUCAUUGCUAGAUGUGUGUUCCAAGAUCGAGAAAAAAAAAAAGUAUUACCAAGCAAAGACAUCAAACGGCUGUGCAAGUCCUCCAGGUUACCUUUGAAUAAUGAUCUUCUGACAUCCUUACUGUCCAGGUUUGAAGACAGUGAAGAACAAAUAAAUUAUGAGUCAUUUUUCUGUGCCCUGAACUGGAGAAUACAUCCAAUGCCCGCAUUGGAAGCAGUGUCAUAUGAUAAAGAGAAAUGUGAAGAUGUGUGGCUCGGGAUGCCGUCACCUAUUCCUGUGAAAUACAUUAACUAUUUAAACCUUUUUAAGGACAUGUUUGGCUUAGAGGAGGAGUAACUGUGCCAGUUUCGGUCAACUUUGAUUCCCUUCCUAACUUUGCCAACUUUAUUUCAGUAGAUAAAAUUUCCUUAAAACAAAAAGAAGCAAGGUUCAUGUAGACCAAAAUUAAUCUCCUUUUGUCACUUAAUUUUUUCAGAACAUCAUACUGCUGAUACACGUGCACUAUUAAAAAUGCCAUUUAAAGAAACAUUGAACAUGUUUAUUAUGUGUAUGACUUAUUAAUACCAAAUAAUCAUAUGGUAAUUUUCCAUUCAACAUAAUUUAAAAACACAAAAAGAAAAUUACUUUUGAAAGCUAAACAUGACAAUAUAAAAGCAAAUUAUAUCAGAGCAAUAAGUUGUGAUUGUAUUAAACAUAUUUUGAAAUCUUUCUGACUCAUUUACUUACAUAAUUAAACUUUGUAGCAACCCACAUUAUCAAAAUAACCCUUAAACCUCUCUAGAGAAAAGGUAUUUUCUGUAAGUAGCAAAGCUGUGAGAAGAAAAGCACCCCCUUCCAACAUACUCACACAUAGAAACACACACAUGCGCAAAAAUUAGAAAUCGAAACUUUGCAUGUUUAUAUUUUGAAUGCCCUUUUUAUAUCUGAACUUAGUUUGUUAACAUAGGAAUAUAUGCAAGUGUAUAUAAUUAUAGUAUGACCAAAAAUGUAUUACAUCUAAAAUAUUUAGGGAUGUGAAUAUUGAAGAUUUUGAGUGAUCUUUUUUUGGUUCAUUCUCCACACACACACACACCACCCACUGCAGGGGUUUAAAUAUUCUAAGACUUCAGCGUGCUUCCUUCCUACAGUUCUCUGAUUCUGUUUUUAUUUUUCUCCUUGGCCUAUACAUUAUGAGUCCAAGCAAACUCAUACAUUUUGUCAGGUAGUGUAUAUUUGAUUAAAACUUGUAACCAUGGACCAUUGGAGAUUCAUCAUGAGGAGUUUGCCCAAGGCUACCCCAUUCUUCAGUGUUGAGUGCCACGUGUCAUAAAUCCCAUUGUCUGGUGUUCUUAGAAACAGAGGAAGCCUAUGGCGAAGGGCCUGCUACAUUUACCUUUGAAGGACUGCUCUGAAGAAAGGAAGAGGAAUGGAUGACAUCUCAAGGGCCGCUUCUAUCUCAGUCUUUCACUCCACAUUUGCAGUGUCUUGCCUGGAAUGAGCUGGGCACUCAGAUGUACCAAUUGGCUUAAUAACAAUAGCUCUUUCAUGUUUUAAAAUUGAAGUUAAUAAACCUAUUUCUAUAUAUAAACCUAGGAUAGUUUUACGUGUGCCACUGUUAGACUAGACCCCAUUGGACUUUCCAAUAAACUAGAAUACUCAAUUUCUAUACUAGAACCAUUUACCCAUAAAAUCUAAUUUUGACUGCUUGAUUUUUGUCCCAGGUUUUUAGAAUUUUUCUUUUUUCUUUUUUUCUUUUUUUAAGACAACUGACAGUGCCAAGCCAUUUUGUCACUUUAAGAUUUUCUGUUCCCCAGAGAGCAAGCUUU